This is a messenger RNA of Nerophis lumbriciformis (worm pipefish), 5261 nucleotides long. RefSeq names its product actinin, alpha 2b (gene actn2b). Lineage: Eukaryota; Metazoa; Chordata; Actinopteri; Syngnathiformes; Syngnathidae. Gene Ontology annotation, molecular function: calcium ion binding; protein binding. The record is from RefSeq and is a predicted model, not a curated record.
CUCCCAGGUACUUGAACUCCUCCACUUGGGGCAAGAUCUCCUCCCCAACCCGGAGAUGGCACUCCACCCUUUUCCGGGAGAGAACCAUGGACUCGGACUUGGAGGUGCUGAUUCCCAUCCCAGUCGCUUCACACUCGGCUGCGAACCGAUCCAGUGAGAGCUGAAGAUCUUGGCCGGAGGAAGCCAUCAGGACCACAUCAACUGCAAAUAGCAGAGACCUAAUCCUGCAGCCACCAAACCAGAUCCCCUCAACGCCUUGACUGCGCCUAGAAAUUCUGUCCAUAAAAGUUAUGAACAGAAUGGGUGACAAAGGGCAGCCUUGGCGGAGUCCAACCCUCACUGGAAACGUGUCCGACUUACUGCCGGCAAUGCGGACCAAGCUCUGACACUGAUCAUACAGGGAGCGGACCGCCACAAUCAGACAGUCCGAUACCCCAUACUAUUCAGGUGUACUGGAGAGGAGGCUACGCCGGAUAGUCGAACCUCGGAUUCAGGAGGAACAGUGUGGUUUUGGUCCUGGUCGUGGAACUGUGGACCAGCUCUAUACUCUCGGCAGGGUCCUUGAGGGUGCAUGGGAGUUUGCCCAACCAGUCUACAUGAGAAGGCAUUGGACCGUGUCCCUCGGGAAGUCCUGUGGGGAGUGCUCAGAGAGUAUGGGGUAACGGACUAUUCAACAUUGUUAUUGUCAAAUGCUUGCAAUUUUCUUCAUUCAGACAACGGUUUGCUUUUUUACUAGAAAUAAUAACCAUCUGCUGCGAUGAGGUGGCGACUUGUCCAGGGUGUACCCCCGCCUUCCGCCCAAAUGCAGCUGAGAUGGGCUCCAGCACCCCCCCGCGACCCCAAAAGGGACAAGCGGUAGAAAAUGGAUGGAUGGAAUCAGGCCCGGCCCUAACCAAUCUGGCGCCCUAGGCAAGAUUUUAGGUGGCGCCCCCCCACAUCGGCAGUGAAGUGUAUAUACUCACAAGAAACCGAAUAGCUUUGUCUUUGACCUUUUUUUUUUUUACUUACAACUAUACCUAAUAUAUAAAGGGGUGGAAAAGUGACUAUUACCUGCAGGGCAAACAUUAGCUAACCAGAAGGCAAUAACAAUGUAAACAAAAAACACCUGCUUAAAAGAUCUAAUACAAAUGUCCCUGAGGAAUGUAAGGUGGGAGUACUGUAAUUACCUAACGUUACAUUAUUAUUUUCCAUAACAAUUUAGCCCCCUCCACAAUAUUAACCCGACGUUAAAACAGAACUAGCUAUUUAUUGAUUAGCAAUUGCCGAAUCAUGUAACAUUAGCUUAAUGCUAAAAAGCCAGGUUACUAUCACAUUCUGUAACAGACAAAUCAUUUCAUGUAGGCUAACGUUACCUACCUGCUACCUCUUGUCUUUUUCUCGUUUCUCCUCCUCUUCUUUUCUCUUUUUUCUUCCCUGGGCACCUGACAGUUUUGGCCGUUUUGACAUCUUGUGUUGAUUUUUGGAUGUGGUGACGUCCAAAAAGAGUCAUGAUACGGGAAGGGAGGGGGCGCAAUGUUGUAACAAAUAAUAUUUCUAUUAAAUAGGCUUUACUUUGCAUUUUAAUUAACGUGGGAUUAUUUUUUGUAUUUAGAAAUAAUAGUACCAACUUUUUUUUAUUUAUUUUUUUUCUCCAACAUUUGUGGCACUGGCGUGGCGCCCCCUGAUGGACGGCGCCCUUAGCAUUUGCCUAUACGGCCUAUGCCACGGGCCGGCCCUGGAUGGAUUAACGAUGUGCAGUAGGACAUGGGCAUUAGAAUGGUUGUUCAAUUCGAUUCCUGACACCUGCAGAAAGUGAAAGUAGCUGCUGUUGUCCUGGGAAAGUCUUUUAGCAUAGUUUGUCUCUUCAUAAACACACUGGCCUACUUUGAAAUCAAUGGAUUGUAUAUUAUCAUAAAAUAAGACAUUAUCGUUAUUAAAAAAGGGUUCCUUUCAAACGCCAAAACAUGCAAAAUGGUGUCCUGCAGCCCGUCUUUCCUCAAGGCAGCUUGUGAGGAAAAGCAGUAUGAAAAAGAGAUGAAAGGUGUGCGUCUAUUGAUUUUAGUAGCGGUUGGGGACUCCUGUCUUUAUACUUUGACCCACAUUCAGUAAAUCAGCUCAAAGUCACAACAAUACUUGUAAGGCUUUGAAGUGUCCUUGGUGCUUCUUUUCAAUACCAAAUGGAAUAAUUGGACUGUAUUUAUAUGUUUUUGUGUUUAUUAUGACAGCCCUACUUUGUUGUUGGUUUUUUUAGAAAUGCAUUAAAAGCUGGUUGGAUCAGCAGCCCUGUGUGUGCGCGCGCAUGACUGGGUCAUGUGACCACGCCCUACUAAUGACCGCGCGUCCCAGCAGGCAGACGUCAGUCAGUCAGUCAGUCAGUCAGGUCGGAGGGACAAGAAGGAGCACAACUUUGACCUGAACAGCAAAGAUGAUGACGAUGAAGGUGAGCCACAUGGAGAGCUCGCUGCACUACAACAACGGCCUGGAGGAGGACGAGGAGGACUACAUGAUCCAGGAGGACGAGUGGGACCGGGACAUGCUCCUGGACCCCGCCUGGGAGCAGCAGCAGAGGAAAACCUUCACCGCCUGGUGUAACUCCCACCUGAGGAAAGCCGGCACACAAAUUGAAAACAUUGAAGAAGACUUAAGGAACGGACUCAAACUCAUGCUGCUUCUGGAAGUGAUCUCAGGUGAGCGGUUACCCAAGCCUGACCGAGGGAAGAUGCGCUUUCACAAGAUCGCCAACGUCAACAAAGCCCUGGACUUCAUCACAAGCAAAGGAGUCAAACUGGUCUCCAUCGGAGCUGAAGAGAUAGUGGACGGCAACGUCAAGAUGACGCUGGGAAUGAUCUGGACCAUUAUCCUCCGCUUUGCCAUUCAGGAUAUUAAUGUUGAAGAAACAUCGGCCAAAGAAGGCCUCCUCUUGUGGUGUCAGAGAAAGACCGCCCCCUACAGGAAUGUCAAUGUGCAGAACUUCCAUGUCAGCUGGAAGGACGGCCUGGCCUUCUGCGCCCUGAUUCACAGACACAGACCCGACCUCCUGGACUACUCUAAGCUCAGCAAGGAUGAUCCUAUGGGGAACCUAAACCUGGCCUUUGACUUAGCGGAGAAGCACCUGGACAUUCCCAAAAUGCUUGAUGCUGACGACAUCAUCAACACCCCUAAGCCUGAUGAAAGAGCCAUCAUGACCUACGUGUCCUGCUUCUAUCACGCUUUUGCCGGCGCAGAGCAGGCAGAGACGGCCGCUAACAGGAUCUGUAAGGUGCUGGGCGUCAACCAGGAGAACGAGAAGCUGAUGGAGGAGUACGAGAGACUGGCCAGCGAGCUGCUGGAGUGGAUCCGCCGCACCACUCCCUGGCUGGAGAACCGGAGCCCGGAGAAGACCAUGGGACAAAUGCAGAGGAAGCUGGAGGACUUCCGGGACUACAGGCGCCAGCAUAAACCCCCCAAGGUGCAGGAGAAGUGCCAGCUGGAGAUCAACUUCAACACGCUGCAGACCAAGUUGCGCAUCAGCAACCGGCCUGCGUUCAUGCCCUCCGAGGGCAAGAUGGUGUCUGACAUUGCCACGGCAUGGCAAGGCUUGGAGCAUGCAGAGAAGGGAUACGAGGAGUGGCUUCUCACCGAGAUCCGCAGGCUGGAGAGACUGGACCACCUGGCCGAAAAGUUCCGCCAAAAAGCCAGCAGUCAUGAAAACUGGGCCAGCGGCAAAGAAGUGCUUCUCUCCCUGAAGGAUUACGAAACAGCCACCCUAAAAGAAAUAAAGGCGCUGCUGCGAAAACACGAGGCCUUUGAGAGCGACUUGGCAGCCCACCAGGACCGCGUGGAGCAGAUUGCUGCCAUUGCACAGGAGCUGAACGAGCUGGACUACCACGACGUGGCGGCUGUGAAUCAACGCUGCCAGAGCAUCUGCGACUUGUGGGACAGGCUGGGAACGCUCACCCAAAAAAGGAGAGAGGCUCUGGAGCGCACAGAUAAGCUGCUGGAGACCAUCGAUCAGUUGUUCCUGGAGUUUGCUAAGCGCUCGGCGCCUUUCAACAACUGGAUGGAGGGCGCCAUGGAGGACCUGCAGGACAUGUUUAUGGUGCACGCUGUAGAGGAAGUCCAGAGUCUAAUUGCGGCUCACGAGCAGUUCAAAGCCACUCUCCCAGAGGCGGAUGCUGAGCGACAGGCCAUCUUGGGAAUCCACAAUGAGGUGCAGAAAAUCUCCCAGAGCUAUGGGAUCAGGGCUAACAUUAUCAACCCCUACAGCACCCUCACCACUGACGAGCUCCUCAGCAAAUGGGAGAAGGUCAAGAAGUUGGUUCCUCAGAGGGACAGUGCCUUGCAGGAAGAGAUGGCACGCCAGCAUUCCCAUGAAAGGUUGAGGCGGCAGUUUGCUGCGCAGGCUAACCUCAUUGGACCCUGGAUCCAGACCAGGAUGGAGGAAAUCGGACGCUGCGCCCUGGAGAUAGGGGGCACUCUGGAGGACCAGAUGACCAAACUGAAGCAGUGCGAGCACGUCAUCGUGGCUUACAAGCCCAACAUGGACAAGCUGGAGGGAGACCACCAGCUCAUCCAGGAGUCGCUGGUGUUUGACAACAAGCACACCAACUACACCAUGGAGCACAUCCGCGUGGGCUGGGAGCUGCUCCUCACCACCGUCGCCCGCACCAUCAACGAGAUCGAAACCCACAUCCUGACCCGUGACGCCAAAGGCAUCAGUCAGCAGCAGAUGAAGGAAUUCCGAUCUUCCUUCAACCACUUCGAUCGGAAAAAGAACGGAGCCAUGGAGACGGAUGACUUCCGAGCCUGCCUCAUCUCCAUGGGCUAUGAUCUGGGCGAGGUGGAGUUUGCCCGUAUAAUGAUCCUAGUCGACCCCAACGGGACCGGGAUCGUCUCCUUCCAGUCUUUCAUCGACUUCAUGACCAGAGAAACCGCCGAUACCGACACGGCGGAUCAGGUUGUGGCAUCCUUCCGCAUCCUGGCUUCUGACAAGCCUUACAUCCUGGUGGAGGAGCUGAGGAGAGAACUUCCUCCCGAGCAAGCAGAGUAUUGCAUCAUGAGGAUGCCGCCAUACACCGGCCACGGAGGGCCACCGGGGGCGCUAGACUACACCGCUUUCUCCACCGCCCUUUACGGAGAGAGCGACCUUUAAUCCUCGCAGCGUGGUCCCUCCUCCCAGUUGUUGGUGUAUGCCGUGCAGGGAAGCUGCCAUGAGGGGAGAUUCAAUUGUGUUGAAAUGUGUGUGUGUUGAUUUGUGAAAAAGAGGCUGAAUAGUUGAAAAUGUCAUGCAUUGUUUGAACCUU